Juglans regia (Persian walnut) is the source of this 751-nucleotide messenger RNA. RefSeq lists its product as uncharacterized. The transcript has 4 exons. The record is from RefSeq and is a predicted model, not a curated record. NCBI's taxonomy places the organism in Eukaryota, Viridiplantae, Streptophyta, Magnoliopsida, Fagales, Juglandaceae. Bases 99 to 542 code for a protein of 147 amino acids.
UCAAAAGGAGAUACACGUUAAUCGAUACCAGCUAUGACGCAGGGGAUCAACGGCCAGAUGCUUCCAGAUAUGCAAGUCUAUUAAAAAUCUGUUACCAAAUGAUUACUCAUGCAGCGGGUUCAAAAAAACAUACUGAGGAUGUCACACAUAAGUUACACGCAAUGAUUGAAUUAUAUACUGAGAAUCAAGAACCCCCAUCGAUUUCCCUCACUGGUUCGAAUGUUGGUUGUACUCAAAAUGACACAGGCACAGUGGGUAGCUCAAAACAAGUACUCAGUCCAUUAGUUGUCAGAGGGAAAGGCAGACCCCCAUCCCUGAGGAGAGCAUCCAGAAUGGAAAAAGAUAUGCGGAGAGUUAAAGGAAAGACAAAGAAAGCAGAAUUGAAACGGAAACAGAGAGAAGGCGGAGAUAUACCAGGGCAAGACACGUGCAGAAAUUUAUUUGGCCCAUCAGAGCUUGUCCAAGAGAAAUCCGUUAAUGUGGUUGGUGGAACCCAGCUCGGAGAAAGGAUGAUUGGGAGUCAAGAAAGUGGGUUGCGCUGACCUCUUGGUUAGCUUGCAUUCUGUAGCUGCCGAAAGUAAGCAUGAGAACUGUGUAUAGGAAGUUCUCAUGUUCAGAAAGGGGUGCUGUUGCGAAAGACCUUUCAAGCAACUCGUGAAACUUGUAAUGCAUUUUUGGAACAAUUGUCGUGGUUUUCCAAUAGGGGAGAGCUGCAGCUGCUGUUAUGAUCUUUAUUAUAUAUUUUUUUUUC